CCCGAGCGCCCGCGCCACUGUUCGUCUGCACCGUGUGUUCGUGUCCGAGAUCGCGCCCUCUAUCAAGUUGUCAGCAACUUCCCUUCCCUGGGCGCGAGGGCCUCCAUUCACUUAGAGGUGGGCUUCCCGUAUGUUUGGAAAUUGGUGUGGCUGGCUUAUCGCGCGCCCGUUCGCAGCAACUGCCCAGACCAGCCCGCAGGGCUGCCGGCAUCCACUGCCACGUCGAAGUCCGAACCUCCUAGCCUUCCUUCGCCAUGCACGUCAUCGCUAUGGACCCUGCACCCGCAGGUGGCAGCUGGCGGCAGUGGGAAGGCGCGAACUCUGGAAGCUCCCGGCGAAGCCCCAGGCUCGAACGAACUGCCACGAGCGCAGGGCUGCUAGUGGCUGCCCCGCGAGGGCCCUGCCGGCAGCAGGUCCCUGAAGCUGGCACCUGCGCCGCAGCGCCGGCUCGCGCGGACAAUCGAGAACAUGCGAACCGCGGUCCUCCCUGCACGGCUUCCUAGACACUACGCCCAGCUGGGCUCCUGCAGCCUGCAGAGACGUCCGGACCUCUGCGAACUCUCGGACGUCCGACGGCCCAUGCGCCGCGCGAAGCCGGCAGGUUGGCUGACGCCUCCGAGUCCUUGCGCUGACAGUGACAGCACCCCGGAUCGAGCUCGACGCCCCCUUCCGUCCUUCCGCCUUGGCUCCCAAUUCAGUGCGCGAUGGUGUGGCAGCGAGUGAUAGAGUAGACGCGGGAUGGACGCGCCGGC
Molecule: messenger RNA, 752 nt
Organism: Rhodofomes roseus
Lineage: Eukaryota; Fungi; Basidiomycota; Agaricomycetes; Polyporales; Fomitopsidaceae
Exons: 1
Coding region: 131-421 (96 amino acids)
Source: RefSeq, a predicted model, not a curated record